AUGCAGCCAGGUAGCCGCCACCAGCAGGAACAGCAUGCUCACAACAACGACUUUUCCUCCUCCUCACUAUCGCAAUCGCAUUACACAACACACCCAUUGCAGCAAUCUCCCGUGAGUCAAUCAGACAUGCCAAAUCAAUGGCAGCAGAACGAUGAUCAUGGCUGGAACAGAUCGCUCUCUUUGAUGAACAACACUCGUCUAUCGAGCAUAAACACAACUACCAUCUCAUCUCCUUCCUUACCACCACUACCGCCAGUGCCUUCGUCUACCCCUUCAUUACUACAACCUUGCUUCUACCCAACUUCAUCUUUGGCGAAUACUAUGCCUCCACCUCCUGCUUCUUCUUCGACAGCGCAUUUAUUCCAGCCAUAUCCUGCCUUGUCUCGAUCAAGCAGCUAUCUCGGCCAUUCAGGAUACGCAAGCAGGACAUCUGGAAACCACAAACCGCUCAGCAGACCCAGAUUGACGACUACCUUGUGGGAAGAUGAGAGCACCAUAUGCUACCAAGUAGAUUGCCGCGGUAUUUGUGUUGCUCGGCGUCAAGACAAUAACAUGAUCAAUGGAACCAAAUUAUUAAACGUCGCAGGCAUGUCACGAGGCAAACGAGAUGGCAUCUUGAAAAACGAGCGCGGUAGAGUGGUCGUCAAAGUGGGAGCAAUGCAUCUGAAAGGCGUAUGGAUUCCGUUUGUAAGAGCAAAGGCACUAGCCAACCAAUUCAAGAUUCUAGAUGUACUAUACCCUAUAUUCUCGGAUGAUCCAGCCUCUUAUUUGUAUCCUUCUCAUUUGCAUCAAAUGAACAGAUUUAAUAAUUCCAAUUCGUCAUCAAACCACCAUUUCAAUCAUGCGAAAUCGCCAAGUCAAGGCAGCUUUUACAAGACAAAUUCACCCUAUCCAACUUCCACAUCUGCUCUAGACCUUUUGGCUACUGCUCGGGAUACAGGCUCGGUUGUAGAUGAUAUUGUGCCUCAAGUGAAUGACACUUAUGGCAUAUAUCACCAUCAUCAUCAACAGCAGCCACGAGGUAGUAACAACAACGGUUCAAGUUACAGCCAGCAUCAAACAGAUCAUCCUUCUUCCGCGACGACAACAACAGCAACGACCGCUACUAACGUCAAAAGUCCAUCUUUUUUGACCGAUUAUUCUACCGUCAAUACCAGCCAUGGCCAGCAAGAUUCGGUACAAGAAAGAUCAAAUUAUAGAUACAGUCAGGGCCAACAAGCAAACGUAACUAGAUCCGCAGCAUCUAAUGUAAUUUAUGGCGCCUCAUCACAACACAAUCCAUACUACCAACAUGAUGGUGCUUAUAAUAAUCACAAUAUAACAUCUCCCAUACCUUCUCCAAACAACUCUACGAGCGACAUUAUGUUCAGACCUACUACUACUACUACUACUACUACCACUACUACCACUACUACCACUACGGCUGCCUCUUCAUCCUCAGCAUCUCCAUCUAUGCAGUGCGCAAAGACUAUGUCAAAACCGUUCUGGUAA
Messenger RNA from Mucor velutinosus, 1491 nucleotides. RefSeq lists its product as uncharacterized. The record is from RefSeq and is a predicted model, not a curated record. Bases 1 to 1491 code for a protein of 496 amino acids. Gene Ontology annotation, molecular function: DNA-binding transcription factor activity; sequence-specific DNA binding. The transcript has 5 exons. Gene Ontology annotation, biological process: positive regulation of transcription by RNA polymerase II. Lineage: Eukaryota; Fungi; Mucoromycota; Mucoromycetes; Mucorales; Mucoraceae. Gene Ontology annotation, cellular component: nucleus.